AAAGGCGGAGGGCGCCGUUAGACUCCGGGGUGCAGCCCCCCCCCCCCCCCCCGAGCUGUCAGCCAAUGGGAGCCUCCGCAGAUGCUGGCCGCAGAGACGGCUGCACAGAGCGGGACAGACCCGGAGCCCACCGCAGAGUUCGCAGCCAGCGCCGACCGCUCAUCUGGUAACACCUUUCGCAGCGAAAUGGAGAAUAAAGUCACUGAUUUCUCCGGAAAAUGGAGGAUGAAGUCCUCGGAAAACUUCGAGGAGCUUUUGAAAGCGCUGGGUGUGAAUGUGUUCCUGAGGAAGAUCGCCGUGGCGGCAGCCUCCAGCCCGGCCGUGGAAAUCACCCAGCAGGGGGAGAGUCUGUCCAUCAAGACGUCCACCAGUGUCCGCACCACCCACGUCUCCUUCACAGUGGGUCAGUCCUUCAGUGAGGCCACGGUGGAUGGACGUCCCUGCACAAGUUUUCCUAAGUGGGAAACAGACCGAAAGAUCAGCUGUGAACAGACUUCACAGAAAGGAGAUGGGCCCAAAACGGCAUGGACCCGAGAACUUACCAAUGACGGCGAACUCAUCCUGACCAUGACUGCUGGGGAUGUUGUCUGUACCAGAAUUUACGAGAGAGAAUGAAGAACCUUCAGCCAGUGCUGUUAUAUAAUGCUUCUGUGCCUCAUGCAUUUUAGUCGCCUUGUUUUCUUCAUCUUCACCCACCUUCCCAGCCAGUGGGUGCUGACCUGAGAUGACAAACUGCGCAUAAAAGACAAGAUGCCUUAAACUGCAACACCUGUUCACUCGUGUCACAUGUAUGUUGCGUCUCACAUUCCUUAUCAGCGCAUUAUUCCAGUGUCUAAACGCUUUUUAAAGAUGUUAAUAAACCGUUUUGUAGAAAUGUA
Molecule: messenger RNA, 878 nt
Organism: Menidia menidia (Atlantic silverside)
Lineage: Eukaryota; Metazoa; Chordata; Actinopteri; Atheriniformes; Atherinopsidae
Source: the annotation of a GenBank genome assembly